UCUUAGUCUUACCAUUGUUACGAGCACCACUCCCUCUCUCUCAUCGCCGUUCUUUAAAGUCAGCUUGCUUGUCCUCCCUUCUGAAAUCUUGUCGUUGCUGCUGCUUCUUCUUCUUCUUAUUCUUAUUCUUUGCUUUUCAUUCUUUCGUUUUCUUUUCUUGUUCUUCAACAUGCCGCUUCCGUGGAAGAAGACCAAGAUCACUCACUUCUCCCAAAUCGUCGCCGAUCUUCAGUCUGCCAAACAUGGCGGCUCUCUUGUCGUUGAAACCGGCUUUCCCACUUCCCUCAUUGACCUCUUCGUCAAGAAUCGAAGCCGUUUCCAGAAACGGAACUCUAAGAAACACCUCCCGAUGGAGAUCUCUGAUCCUCAACCUCUACUGCCAGCUCCUCCGCCGUCGCCGUCGAGUCUAGCUACUAGUCUGAAGGUUUCUCCCGUAAGGUUCGUUUGUGAAACCGUUCGCGAAGACAUUCUUGAAGGUGAGAAUUCAGUUUGCAGUUUUAUCCCGGUCGGCGAAUGCCGUGAGGUAUUCGAUCCGAUGCCAUCAAGGACGCCUUCGAAUUCAGCAGAUAUUAUGAAGGUUUCUGUUGAGACGAGGGACUCAGAGGUUCACCUGAGCUCGUCGGUUCCGAAAGACGUUCAUAAACACAUCAAUGGUGUUGAUGAUUCGGGUCGGGUUCUUGAUCGGGUUUGCAAGUCCAAACCAAAUAUGGUUCUGGCUACCGUUUUGAAUUUGAUUGCGAUGCUGGUUUUAAUUUUGUCGGUCAAGAAGCUAAUUGUUGGGAUUAUUUUGUCCGCAUUUUUGUUACUAUUAUUUGAAUUUGUUGGAAAACGUACGGCUUCUUGCUUGAAUCUGAAGCCAUGUCGGAGUACAAACAAGGAAUCCAGAUCUCUGGUCUCAAGAGUUUCAUGUUCAUUUUGGUUUCAAGCAGAGAAAAUGCAGAAUUAUACAGUUUCAGAACAAAAAUCGUUAGUUCAUGAAGGGGCCGCCGAUGAAUUGUGCCCUGCUUGUCCGUCAAUUGAAGAAAUCGAAGUAGUUCAAGCCACAGGGAGUGAGAUAGAUAUACGCAGUGAACUCAAUUCUAUCAACAGAGACCAGAAAUUGGUUUGUCCAGAAAUUGAAGAAGACGAGCCCAAGAGGGAAGUAGCAGAUGAAUGUAAACUUUCUGAAGGUAGAAGAAAAGGUAAAGAUAGGGCCGAAUUAAAAUCCAAAAUGAUGACGAUCCUUGUGCCUAGGAAGUUGAGAGCCACAAAAAAGAAGAAAGAAAAGAAAAGCAAAAGCAAAAGUGAAGUUUUGAGCUCCAUGGAAGGAGUAAAAUCAACAAGUUUUGAGAUAGAAGAUCAAGAAAACGUGAUCCAAAGAGGUAAACUGGUGUGUGUAGAAGAAGAGGAGAAGGCUGAUUACGGAACAUCUUGUUCCAUGGUUGAAUCUGGAAGAACAAACAGUGCUGGGAAUUCAGAAUGUAUUCUAAUAAUUCUUAUUGCUCUUUUUGGGCUUGUAGGAGGAAGAACCUUGGGAGUUUUAUUUACAAUGGCUGGUUGUUUUAUGAUAAAAAUGUUGAAGAGAAGACUAGAGGGAGAUCACUGAAUAAUUUAGUGGUAAAAGAGCGUGAAAAUUAAGUGGAGUUUCGCGAAAACUUGACCCCAAUUUCCUUUGUUCUUUAGGUUUUUCUUUGGCAUAAUCGUAGUUGCUUGCGUAUACAAUUGGUGAAGUUUCUUGUAACUCUAAACAUUUGUUGGGAAUCCAACGUGGUGCUCGUAUUGUAUACUCAAACCUAAAUUCAUAGAUACUUUCUUUAUAUUAUUUGUUUUA
Molecule: messenger RNA, 1810 nt
Organism: Neltuma alba
Lineage: Eukaryota; Viridiplantae; Streptophyta; Magnoliopsida; Fabales; Fabaceae
Exons: 1
Coding region: 170-1585 (471 amino acids)
Source: RefSeq, a predicted model, not a curated record